Talaromyces atroroseus is the source of this 195-nucleotide messenger RNA. RefSeq lists its product as hypothetical. The record is from RefSeq and is a predicted model, not a curated record. Bases 1 to 195 code for a protein of 64 amino acids. NCBI's taxonomy places the organism in Eukaryota, Fungi, Ascomycota, Eurotiomycetes, Eurotiales, Trichocomaceae. The transcript has 2 exons.
AUGCCGACAACCGCGCAUUUUUUUCGUCUGUUUGGCAGUCUCUGGCUAGAGUAUCCCACGCCGGAUAAGCUUUCAAGCAUGAAUCAUCUUCUGCCAUUGAUUCGGGAUCUUGACCGCAGAACUCAAGAAGGUUGGUGGCUUGUUCUCGCAGUUGAGGUCACACUCGUUCACCUGGGAUAUGAACCGCGCUUUUGA